GUAAUAUGGCUCCGAAUCAAAAUCCAACGCCAAGUUCGAUCAAUAUAAUAUGCGAUGUGACGUAAAUGGAACGCCAUGGCGUUCACUAAAUAUUUACUUAUGUAAAAAAUGUUUUGUAUAGUGGUCUAAAAGUGUUAAGUGGUAUAUUUUGUGAAAAUUUUCAAAAUCUGCGCUAUGAAUUAUUAUUUUCCAUUAAAUCACUCCGAUUCACGCAGGAAAUCCUUUCAAUGAUUAGAUUAAAGUCUUGGUGAAUCUAAUAUGAACACAAAUGGAAGUUCGAGCAAUGGAGCUGACCAGAUUACCAUGGUGGUGGGUUCUCCAACGGCAUUGUCCGUACAAUCAGAUGAUGAUGAUGACCAGUGUUCUUCAUCCCCGGGCUCUACUUAUGAAAGUAACACAGACCUCAUGGCUGCAGCUAUGGGUGAUGAGGUUACAGCACAGUUGGCCGCAGCUGGUCCAGUUGGAGUCGCGGCAGCAGCAGCCAUUGUGUCAUCCAAAAAGCGAAAGAGACCACAUUCAUUUGAAACAAAUCCAUCUAUUAGAAAACGCCAACAAAACCGUUUACUCCGAAAAUUAAGGCAAACUAUCGAUGAGUUUGCCACGAGAGUAGGCCAACAAGCAGUCGUUUUAGUAGCAACUCCAGGAAAACCAAAUACCAGUUACAAAGUGUUUGGAGCAAAACCACUGGAGGAUGUAAUAAAGAAUUUAAAAUCCACUAUUAUGGAGGAGUUAGAAAAUGCUCUUGCAAAUCAAGCUCCCCCGCCAAUUCAAGAUGACCCUACUCUGUUUGAGCUGCCUCCUUUGAUCAUAGACGGUAUUCCAACACCAGUCGAAAAGAUGACUCAAGCUCAAUUGAGAGCAUUUAUUCCACUUAUGUUGAAAUAUUCGACAGGCAGAGGUAAACCAGGGUGGGGCAAGGAGUCAACUAGGCCUCCUUGGUGGCCAAAGGAACUUCCUUGGGCCAAUGUCAGGAUGGACGCUAGAAGCGAGGAUGAGAAACAAAAGAUUUCAUGGACUCAUGCUCUCAGGCAAAUAGUAAUCAACUGUUACAAAUUUCAUGGGCGCGAAGACCUUUUACCAGCGUUCACUGAAGAAGAUGAAAAGGCCAAUGCCGCGGCGACGUCGAACGCUAAUUGCAAUUCGGUGGGAGUAUUAAAAAUGCACUCGUCAGGUGUGCCCACCCACAAGAUACAGAUCCAAGCUAACGGGUCGCCUCAGAUUAUUGCCGCCUCUCCCGAAGGCAUGUCUGGAUCGUCCACUCAGGUCUGCCUCGACCCCGGAGGCUAUAGCUCGGACGUGGACAUCACAACGCAAUAUGCCCCUACAGUAUUGCAUACAAUUACAAAUCCUGAUGGUACUGUCAGUAUUGUACAAGUAGAUCCUAAUAAUCCCAUAAUUACCUUACCAGACGGGACAACCGCUCAUGUGCAAGGAAUGGCGACGUUGCAGUCUGGGAAUGGCGAUGGUACACCGGUACAUACCAUUCAAGCUAUUAGCGAUGGUGGUUCUCAGGAAGUUGUUGACUUAAACUCAGUCACUGAAGCAACCCUCAAUUCUGAUGGUCAGAUCAUCUUAACAGCAGAAGACGGUCAUGCCACCCUGAAUACUGAGGGUCAAAUCAUAUUGACUGGUGAGGAUGGACAGGUGAGCGGUGUGAUAACGGUUCCUGUAUCAGCCUCGAUGUACCAAACCAUGGUGGCAAACAUCCAACAAUUACACACAAAUAGUGAUGGUACUGUUUGUGUAACGCCGGUUGUACAAGUACCAAAGGUAAAGAUUGAGCCGAACAACGGUGAUAAUAUAGAGACAUUAACCGUUACGCCUAGUGGCAUAAAUACACAUACAAUGAUGAUUCAGGGUUCUGGAGGUGAAGCUCCUCAAGUACUACAAGUUUUAUCGUUAAAAGACGCAACAGUGCUAACAAAAGCGAUGCAAGGUAUUACAGAUGUUAAAACAGAAGAAACGAUAAUAAGUGAAUAAUUCUGACCAUAAUGUUUGUGUUGCACAUAAUUGUACAUAAACUAAAUUCUUACAGUUCAUUUUUAAUGGGUAGAAUACAUACGGGAUAGUUUAUUUUAUAUAUGUAAUUUAAUCGAAAAUUAAACCUAACUGAUGAGAAAUAUGGAGUGUCCCAGAAAAAUAUGAACAGAAUUCUACCAGAUAAUCCUAGUUAGUCAUCAAAUCUUUUAGUUCUUAGAAAAUGAAUGUUUUUAUUUAUCAUUAAAAGUUGGGUUGAAGUGUCGCUAAUAAAUUCUGCAUCAUAUAGAUUUUUUUUAUAAAUUGACUUAGGUGAAGCUUGACGUUAAUAGAAUUUAAACUGUUUCUUGCUUGCACCUGUAAAAUGUAUCCUUUUUUUUUGUAUUAAAGGUCUAAAAAAUAUUUUGAAAAACGUAAAUAUGGUUUGACCAACAUAUGAACUACCUUCAGUUAUUUUUGGUUCCACCUGAAAUGGCUAAUAAAUAUUUUUCCUAGAUGGUUAAAAAUUAUAAUAAUAUACUGAUAUAAAAAUCUAAUAUAAUGCGAACUUAUCUGUUAUCACUGUAGUUUUUUUCGGGAAGCUCUAUAUAAUUAAUUGUAGUUAGUGGUUAUGUACUUAGUUACAGGAAAUAAUUCAGCAUUAGUUAACAUAAACUACCCUGUACGAAAAAGAAAGUUUUAAUUUUUAUUUGUAUAAAUCAUAUUUAGUACUGAUCUAUUGGUGUAAAUGUUCAACAUUUUUAUGAUGCUUACUUUCGAUCUGAUACUUUGCUGUAUAAGAUGAAAUUGAAGUAAGGCAAAUAUAAUAAUAAUGUAAGAAUCUAUUUUUACACUUGUAUGGUAUUUAAAUGUAAUAUCAGUUAAUUUUCAAAUUCAUCUUAUAAGCAAGGUUAUUAUUAACUGCUAAAUUAAAAGGAUAUAGGGACUAAACGAUUUUAUUAUUUUUUUUUUUACGCGAGUAACCUUAUAGGCGGGAGAAUUUAUUAUUUUAAUUAUUUCUUUUUAUUUUUUCAAUUAUCUUGUGGUCCAUUUAUCCUCCUAAGUAUUUUUAGCCAAAACAAGUUGAAUUUUAGUUUUUAAGCUUUAAUUUUUAGUAGUCACGUAGGAUAAGUCACAACAACUGUUUAAAGGAUUGCAGGUUUGAUACAUUUUUUUUCUUUAUACAUAUAUUUGCUCUAGUAGAGAGUGACCCUUAUUCAUUAUUUAUUAGCUUCUUUCAUACCAGAGUGAUUACAUGAUUUUUUAUAUCUAAUUUGUAAUUCUGCAAAAAUUCCCUUAUAUAUACAAAAAACAAUAAAUCUUUAGAGAGGUGUAUUAUUACAAGUUAAAAUUAAAUAUUUUUGAAAUCAAUGUUGAUUUUAUGUCAGUACCCACCUUAACAAGUUUUAUCAGUUAUAUUUUUAAUGAAAAUAUGUGUAUAUAAUAGGUUUUAACAGAUAAUCAUUGAAACUAAAUGGAGAAUUAGUGUAUAUUCCUCAAUCACAGCUGCUAUAAGAUAAAGAGAACUGUAUGGCUAUACUACUAUUAGGUCAUAGGAUAGUAAUAAGAAAAAACAACUGGGAUAUAUCAAAAUAAAAAAAAACUUCCUAUAUGAUUUUAUUGCAUUGUAAAUUCAUUUUAUAUCUUAUUAUAAGAUUCCUUGAUAAUAUAAAGGGCACAUAUUUUUCUUAGUUUUCACCUAGUACUCAUGUGAGUAUAUUUUAUUUUAACAUUUGGUACACUAUAUAAAGUCAGUUGUUUCAUCGUAUUACAUCUUGUAUAAAUAAACGCAAGUCUCAGAAGUACUGUUUAGUUGUCAAUGAACUUCACUUUUUUACGAUACACGAUUCCUAUUAUGGUUUUCUUAAAGAUAAAAUAGAAAAUUUUCACCUCAAAGCCUAAUUUAUCUGUUUUACAAUGGUUAACUGGUAAAUAGUUGUUGGAAUAUACCUUGUAUUGUUAAAUUAAUAAAAUAUUAGGACUUGAUUAAAUGAAUUGACAAACAAAAUCAGCAAAGUUAUUGUUACAUAAAACUGAUAUACUAACCGGAUUAUAAGUCUUGUCUUGAGAAGUUAUUGGUAUGGUUCAUAUAGUAUCUUUACCUAAAAGAAUAAACUUAUGUUAGUUUUAUUAGAUUAUUAAUCAAAUUGAUUUUAUAUUAUGAUUUUCUGUAUUUUUGGUUAUCUAUUUUUUGUUAUUGCUGAUAGGUGAAGUAAUUAUAUUAUUAUUAGAAACACUAAUAAAAGUGGAGGUCGUUAUUCAAGGGUAUCAUAGUACAGUACCAAUAAAAAGUUAUAUAAAUUCCUUUUGAAUAUGUUACGUUGUAAGUAUCCCUAUUUAAGCAAAAAAAAUACCAUAAAUUAAUUCUUUUUCAUACAGUCAAGAUGGGUUAAUUUUACAAAAAAAAAAUAUAAAUGUCUGUAUAUUAAGUUAUUUUGAAAUCUUUUUGUAAAUAUUGAGUGAUUAGUGGAGUAAAUUGUAGUAGAGAAAAUACACUAGAAUUUUUUUACACUAGAAUUUUUUUACAUUGUAAUUAUUUUGAAAGAAAUCUUGGAAAGCAACUUAAUUCUCACAUCUGUCCUAAUAGAAGAGAGGAAUGCCAAAGAUUAGAACUACUUGUAUAUUUCAAGUAAUCAUGAUUUUUGUAUUAUAAUUUAGACUGCCAAACGCAGUUUUGUUAGGUAUGUGUUGUCAUGUUGAUGUUUAUUGUGGUUAAAACAAAACUGCCAGUUUGCCCAAAAAAAAACAAAUCGAGCCGAACCUAACAGUUCAACAGGAAUGUAAUUUUUUAUCUUACACAAUAAAUCGGGUAUAUCGAAUUAUCUUUAUUUGCACCGGACAAAAUUUCACGAUGUCCUAAAUGUUAUCAUUUGUGUAAAAACUAUUAUCUAAGAUUAGAUUGUAGUUAUUGAAAUGUAUAUCAAAUUAUAUCCAAAUGGUCAGUGGAAUAAUAAUUGUUUUAAUAUUUUUUUUAUUGUGACAUUUAGGAUGUAAAUAAAUGUGUACGAAUUUGU
Messenger RNA from Sitophilus oryzae (rice weevil), 4970 nucleotides. RefSeq names its product DNA-binding protein Ewg-like (gene ewg). The transcript has 11 exons. Gene Ontology annotation, biological process: regulation of transcription by RNA polymerase II. NCBI's taxonomy places the organism in Eukaryota, Metazoa, Arthropoda, Insecta, Coleoptera, Curculionidae. Gene Ontology annotation, cellular component: nucleus. Gene Ontology annotation, molecular function: RNA polymerase II cis-regulatory region sequence-specific DNA binding; DNA-binding transcription factor activity, RNA polymerase II-specific. Bases 259 to 1980 code for a protein of 573 amino acids. The record is from RefSeq and is a predicted model, not a curated record.